Molecule: messenger RNA, 2299 nt
Organism: Sphaerodactylus townsendi
Lineage: Eukaryota; Metazoa; Chordata; Lepidosauria; Squamata; Sphaerodactylidae
Product: transmembrane protein 100-like
Exons: 1
Coding region: 156-527 (123 amino acids)
Biological process (GO): cellular response to BMP stimulus
Source: RefSeq, a predicted model, not a curated record
AAAAGGCAGUGGGGAGAAGAGGGCAGGCGGGACUUUGUGCGUCCUCCCUCCUUUGGCUUGUCGGAGAAGCAGCGGGACAGACCGGGGGUCUCCCCAGAUAUAAUUACCCUCCUCUGGGUCCCUGUGGGCAGCCUCGGCCGUCGUGUGCUGCCACAAUGAUGGGCUGCAAGACCAACUCACUGACUUGCCUGCAAGGUGGGAAGCCGGGGUUGCCAGUGGCCCUGGCCACGGAUUCCACAGCCACACUGAACAAACUGGCCCUGGCCACGGGGGGCACGGAGAAGUCCUGGUACCGCUGCGUCUUCCCCUUCGGCAUCGUCUCUUUGGUUAUCGGCAUUGCUGCCACGUGCAUCACCUUCACCAUCAACGGGCCACAGAUGGACAUCGCCAAGGUGGUCUCCGUGGCCACCCUUAUCUUUGGAGUGGGCCUGCUGGUGGCUGCCUUGGUCUGCUGGCGUGCCAAGAGGGAGAGGCAGCGCAAGAAGCAACAGGCCGAGCCCGUGUCUCUGGAACAGGGAGCCCUAUAAUGCAGGCGCCAAACAGGUAGAGCGUGGCUGGAGUUUUUUUCUUGCGCCCCGUGACAGAGGAGUUUUUGGGGGGCGGGGACCUUUGCGGGCACCCUUAGUUGUUUUGGAGAUGGCGGAACCUGGAGGCUGGUGGGCGAACAAACCCCGUUUAUUAAGCAAGCAGUGUCACGGAUAGGAGAAGGACACAGCUUACCCAGGCAGGAUGACCGUGGAGCUGCAUGGCAGGAACCAGGCGGCCGGCAAUGCAUCAAACUACUAGACCGUCUCCCCAAGAUGACCCCCCUGUCCUUGGGGGAUGGCAGGCUUCUCCCCCCCCCAGAACGAGACCCCUCGUUUGCAGAGAGCGCCAGAGCUAACUUUGAGAAGGCACCAGCACCAAGAGAAAAGGGAGGUGUUUACGUCUUCAAGGACACCCUCUGCCUGUCUGCAUCACCGCUACGCACAUCGCCGACCGAUCACACAGUUCUUCCUUCCUUCCUUUUUUCAGAGAGAUGAGAAUUACGGAGCAGUACCCGACAGCGAAAAGGACACGGGUGUUUCCAAAAGUACCCCAGCCACUGCCACCGGAUGAACAAUGCGAUCCUUCGGGUUUUUUUCCACAGCGGCAUGGAGGGGUGCGGUUGACAUGGGGGUCGCGAUGAGCCGCAGCUGCGAUGGUGCCUCUUUUUCCCGUGGGGGAGGGCUCAUCAGAUGUCACUUGGGGGACUCUUGGCAUGAAUAUGUGUCCCCUCCACCCCCUCCAGCAGAGGACAGAGAAGAUUCAUCCGUGUUUGCCUACAGUGCCACAGAACGGAGAACCAAGAGAAUUUAAGGACUCUCACGGGACAGUUGAGGCAGCGGCCAAAAUGCGUGCUGGAGGGGGGACAGUAACAGGGCGGGGAGUGGGGGUAGCCGGGGAGGGACUGACCCUCGAGAAUCACAGUUUGCAAAAGAAGUCGGUCCAGCGUCCCCUUCGGCAUGGGGUGCUGUGUGCUCGGACAGUAUCUAGGUGGGUUUUGCUUGCCCGGAUGCAAACUCACAGGCCCCGCUCCGCAAUUGCAAACCGAUGCGCAAAAGCGAGCUGUGAAUUCAGCCACCGCAGAUGGGCACGACAGGCGGUGCUGGUUUUGGAAUGGUGUCCGUGGCAAGGGCAGAGCGGGUUGACCCCCCCCCCCCCCCCCGGGUAUCCCUGGAUUGUUUCCACAUGGAAGUUUUGCUCCAGUUUGGCAUCCAAACUGGAGCUGGUUGGGGUGGGUUUUUUAAAAACUGUUUUCGUUCAGCAUCCAUCCAACUUUGUCCCCUCAUAGUCCACCUUUUCUCUCUCACUUUGCUGUGGCAUGUCUCAGAUUUGGUUUGGUACGAUUCUUUCGGGGCUAGAGACUUACUUUUCUGUUUAACUAAAGUUGGGCAUUCAAUAGAAUCAAGUAGAUCACGGAGGAGGCGGGUUGCAUUAACGUUAUGAUGCUACAGUGUUCCGGCAUCUUUUCUUUCUUUUUUUUGUGUGUGCCGUUGAGUCAAAGCUGACUUAGGGCGACCCUGUGGGGUUUUCAGUCAAGGGAUGUUCAGAGGUGGUUUGCCAUUGGCUAACUCUGGGGUCACAAUCCUGGUGUUCCUUGGAGGUCUCCCAUCCAAAUAGUCACCAGGGCUGACCCUGCUUAGCUUCUGCGAUCAGAUGAGAUCAAGCCACCCCAGGGCUACCCAGGUUUUCCAUUUAGAAAAAGAGAGAAGAGUUUGGAUUUAUAUCCCCCCUUUCUUUCCUGUAAGGAGACUCAAAGGGGCUGACAAUCUCCUCU